Kickxella alabastrina is the source of this 903-nucleotide messenger RNA. RefSeq lists its product as uncharacterized. The record is from RefSeq and is a predicted model, not a curated record. The coding region runs from base 141 to 533 and encodes 130 amino acids. The transcript has 2 exons. NCBI's taxonomy places the organism in Eukaryota, Fungi, Kickxellomycota, Kickxellomycetes, Kickxellales, Kickxellaceae.
AGACAAAAGGAAACAAUUGGGUAUUUGAAUUAUUAUGUUGUGGUACAGUUAAAAAAAUUUUAGAAAGGAAACUGUUCUGGGAUAAUUAGCUGGUGGUGGGCGCCUGGGUUCUCACUCUGCCUAGCUCCUCAAUAUAUUCUAUGGCGUCCUUAAAUUCGGUUUCCAGGUCGCCAACCAGCUUGGCCGUCUCGUUUGCCUCGCCGCUGGGCCUGGUGAUAGGGAUAUUGAUCAAGAAGGCACCAAUUAACUCUGACCACUUGAACACACCAUCGGCGGCCUUGAUCCUCUCGUCCAAUGCCUGCUCCAACGCCUGCUUCUGCUCCGCAGACACGUCGUCCUUGAGCCUGAUGGCGUACUCUUGGAAUUUGACGGGGGCGCUUUCAUCAGGAGAGGAAGUGCUGUCGUGCUUCUUGAAUUUGGAUAAUACGCGCUUGAUGCGAGUGGUUAGACGACGGAAAAUAGCCAUGUUUGUUAUGUUGUGUAUAAAAUGUACAGUAUGUCUACUUGCUGGUCACAUUGUUAUUGCGAAUUAAUUCGCCCGUGAUGUUUUUUUUUCUCCUUUGAAAUGCUCUCUUGUCCUCGAUUCUAGAAUAAGUACAAAGUAAAAAAAGGGUAAGGGUGGUGAAGAAGAAGGAAAAGGAGGAGCACGAUGGGAAUUAAAAAAUAUCCGAUAUCCACACCACUAUUACCGCCAACAUGGCGAGGAUUGGGCAGGAAAAAAAUAGACAAUGGUAAAAGAAAUUAAGUAAAUGUCUGCGAGUGACUUGAUUUAGGUUGACGACAAUUACAUCGCCGAUAGGUUUAUAAAAAAUAGUAUUUUAUAAACCAAAAUCUCCAAGACUAAAGAUAUUUCAACCAAUAUUGCUCAUCCGAAAAUCGACUAGGGCAAUAUAUAGCCCUGAA